AUGGAGGCCAGCAAUGGAGCCCCCGAAGUCGGGAACUGCAAAGGACCCAGUCUGUACUACAUCCUCAGGAGAAUUCAUACUCUCAACAAACAGUAUUUCAACUCCACCUCAAACAUCAAAAACUCAGUUUUACUUACAGUAUGCUGUAUGCAAAAAAAAAGGAAACCAUCAAACCCUGAAACCAAUUUAAGUUAUUGGAACAACACAAUUACUAUGGAUUACUUCAACAGGCAUGCUGUGGAACUCCCAAGAGAAAUCCAGUCUUUUGAAAUGUCAGAGGACCAUCUUUCUGAACUUCAAUCCCCUCUGAAUGGUGAUUAUGUAGACACUGGAAUGGUUCUUGUCAAUCCUUUUUGCCAGGAAACAAUUUUCUCAUCGAACACAGAUUUCCUUAGUUGUAGUCAUGUGAAAAAGAAACCUGACUAAAGCUGUGUUACCAUGAUACCUGUAUUAAGUAUAUACCUCAAACUUAAUG
This is a messenger RNA of Hemiscyllium ocellatum (epaulette shark), 475 nucleotides long. It is a transcript of the gene tmem108, whose product is annotated as transmembrane protein 108. Gene Ontology annotation, biological process: postsynaptic density organization; dendrite extension; retrograde axonal transport. The transcript has 4 exons. The record is from RefSeq and is a predicted model, not a curated record. Lineage: Eukaryota; Metazoa; Chordata; Chondrichthyes; Orectolobiformes; Hemiscylliidae. Bases 1 to 426 code for a protein of 141 amino acids. Gene Ontology annotation, cellular component: postsynaptic density; axon; early endosome.